This is a messenger RNA of Misgurnus anguillicaudatus (oriental weatherfish), 2663 nucleotides long. RefSeq names its product cytokine like 1 (gene cytl1). Gene Ontology annotation, biological process: positive regulation of transcription by RNA polymerase II. Lineage: Eukaryota; Metazoa; Chordata; Actinopteri; Cypriniformes; Cobitidae. The record is from RefSeq and is a predicted model, not a curated record.
ACAAAAACACGAGCAUCUGUGCGUAGCCGUGACGUUGGCUGCAUCUCUCUCUCUUUCUUUUCUUUGUGUAACCGAGUUUCCUCUCGACAUUACUGAUGUUAUUCACAGCAGAUGUCUUUUAAACACACGACAGCAGAUAUGAGACUCGUUUCUUUCGUCUUUAUUUGUCUCAGUUUGGUUUGGAUCACGAGCUGCGCGCCUCCGACUUGUUAUUCGCGCGUUCUAGAGCUCAGCAAAGAGAUCACAGAGAUUUUGGACAAGGUUCAUAAAUCUGAUCGCACAAAAACAUGCGCUGAAAUGUUGCCAAAGAUGAUUCUAGACGUGCACAACUCCUGCAUCACAACAAAACUGCGUGACUUUCUGUAUGUGGCUGAGAAUUUACCAAUGGAAUGCAAAGAGAGGCCGCGUGUACGAUACCUGAAGCGGAAGGUUCAAGGGCUCCAUACCAUCAUAGGUCGUGCGUGUUAUCGGGAUCUGGUGUAUUUUACAGAUGACUGUCAAGGUCUGGAGACAGGGUACAGCAACCCUCGAAACACAGAAUAUCGACUGCAACUCUUGGAAGAUGACAACUAAGAGGCAAACAGUUUGUGUACAUGUGUGCAUACGUGUGUUUUAAAGGGGAUAUAUCAUGAAAAUCUGACUUUUUUCAUUUUUAAGUGCUAUAAUUGGGUCCCCAGUGCUUCUAUCAACCUUGAAAAUGUGUAAAGAAAAACAACCCAGUAACUUAGUCUUGGUAAACCAUUUUCUGCAAGCAUGUGAAAAAAUAGCUUAGAAGAAGAUCCUAUUAUAAUAAUACCGCCCCUUAAUCAGCACUAUCCAACCACGGCACUGCCAUUUAGUGCAGAGAAAAAGAGAGAAAAAUAAUUAACAGCACAAUUGAGUUUCAAUUUCAACAAACCAUCAUUAUGGUGAUCAGUGUUUGCAUUUCAUCAGCUCAUUUGCAUUUAAAGGGACACACCCAAAUAUGGCACAUUUUUGCUCACACCUACAAAGUGGCAAUUUUUACAUGCUUUAAUAAAUUAUCAAUAUGGUAUUUUGAGCUAAAACUUCACAUAUCGUCGCUGCCUGAUGAAACUCACGUAUGUCCAAAACAGUUACUUUUCAGAAAGUGAAAAAAACACCGUAUAUCAAAAGCAGUUGAAUGUAGCAUUGUCAUACUUGGUACGGCAUAUUUACAUGUAACCAUAUUCUUGCCAGUGUCAUGAUAUAAUCCACAUUUGACCAAAAUUGAGUUUAAAUGGACAUGCGUUCAUAUUUUACAGUAACUUUGAUCGAUACGCGUUCUUCCGAUCAUUAAUUAGAAUGGCCAAAGUCGCGUUUCGUAUUGACAGAUGAAUACGCUCAGUUUAUUAAAUAGCCUACCUCUUGGUUAAAUACGCUUACUUUAUUUAAUAUUAAUUAUAAGUGUAUUAAAUGUCUCUUGCAAACCAUUAAGGGACAAUGAAUGAAUACACUGACAUGGUAAUGCUACACAACAGGGGCGUCAGUUUGUGUUGAAAAGUGGUGGGGACAAAAGAUCUUAUAAAAACAUUACUGCAGGACGGGAAAAAUAUUGAAUAACGCGCAUCAAAAAUGGGCAUAGCGUAGGCCAGUCAACAACAAGAAAAUACUCAGCAUAAAUUUAUAAACCCUCAACAAUGUCGAAUGCACACAUCACACAUGUAACAGUCCCUCCCUGCAACACCAGCUCAACCGAACAGUGCCAAAGCACCAUACCGUAGAAAACAGCAGCGCGUUUAAUAAAUGAUUACAAUGAAUUUCAUUACAUAUGUACAAGAAAACACACCAGAAGCAUACAACACAACAUAUGUGACACUAGACCACAAAACCAGUCUUAAGCAUCGCUUGAUUUUUCAGAACAUUUUAACCAAAUGCUUUCAAAAAGUGGUGGGGAAAUCCCCAGCGUAAAUAUCACCAAUGCUAGACAGAUACUUUGUUUGCACAGUCCUACCAUAAUUAAGUAACUCCUAGAUGUUAGUCUGGCGUCCGGGGGAAACGUUUACCUCGAAGGAAAGUCAUUGUCAUGUUUAUUCGGCUAUAUCCAGUGCUGAGGUUCGAUGAAACUUUAAGAGACCGGCGAGAUGCUUCACAGGCGGAAGAUAUGCGGCGUGAUUGACAGCUUUGACACCAAACGGGUACGUGAAAAUUAGAUGACAUGAUUUCACAAGUUUUCAUUGGCUAUUUAGGUAUGUGACGCAUACUGUAUAUGGAAAUGAACCUGGACAUUCAAUCUGUCGAAAAAUCUCAAAAUCGGCAAAAUGAACAUACGUGAGUUUCAUCGGACAGCGACGUUAUGUACUCUGGGGACACCAAAGAUUUAUUUAACAUUUUUAGAAAUUGUGAAAUGUCCCCUUUAAUAGGUUAGGCUGGCAUUGAAUUGGCCAGCUUUGUCUCUGGAGCUUGCCUUUUUCCUCAAUAAUUUUAAUAAUAAAGCACUAAGCUUUUUGGCUUUUUUACAACAUUUAUAUGAGAUAUUAUAUGAUUCAGCUACACCUUCAUGAGAUGCAUAUUAGGGCUGCAUGACACAUUGCUUGGUUGGAUCAAAUUAUAAAAGCAUGAUUAUUCAUUAUUUGUAAUUUUUAUCUUGGACUUUUUUUAAAACAAGACACCAUUUUCUAUGUGUCCUUAUUCUUAUAAAAAAAUAAACUAUAUGUUUAUAAAUA